This is a messenger RNA of Capsicum annuum, 3195 nucleotides long. RefSeq lists its product as uncharacterized. NCBI's taxonomy places the organism in Eukaryota, Viridiplantae, Streptophyta, Magnoliopsida, Solanales, Solanaceae. The record is from RefSeq and is a predicted model, not a curated record. The transcript has 3 exons. The coding region runs from base 398 to 2323 and encodes 641 amino acids.
CAGCUCGACUAAGAAACUCACUUUUGGGUUGCAACUGAAGUAGGAGUAGGAGGGGAUGAAAAUGGGGUGUUUAAGAGGUGAAAAUAGGUAUAUUAUAGAAUAACGAAGAGGAUACAAUCAAAAUAUGAAAUGUUAGGAAAAAUGUAACUAAUAAAACAUGAAAAAAUUAUAAAAUAUUUCUAAUAUCAUCCUUGUUUCAAUGUCAAACGUAGACUAGGAUUUGGUAGCAUCAAUCACAAUUCCAAAAAAGUGUUAAAUUUCCCUCUUUAUAAAUUCAAAGACUUUUGGUUAAAAGAAAAAGAGAAGGGGGGUAAACUGUGGUCUUCCCGAAUCAAAAGUAGUAGUAUAACAAUUUUGGGUAAAGGAUUAUUACUGCACUUAUCCUCCCGUGAAUCUGAUGGACAAUUCCGCCGCAGCAACGCCGGCGUCGCAGCCACCAUUAGCCGCUCAAUUGCAACAAUUACAUUCGCAGGAAUCGUUCACUGCCAAUCUCCGCACAUUCUCCGACUCCCUUUCCGCUUUCCAACAAUGCUUCAAUGAUCUACAACGGCAUAUUGAUUCAAUUCGAACCUCGAUCAACUCAUUGCUGCCUCCUCCUUUACCCGCUACGUCAUCAUUACCAGCAGUUGCAGCCUCAGAGCCAGCACCAAAACCAGAAACGGAACCGGAAUCAUCUUGGGAAUCGGACCCCUCUGAAGAUCUAGAAGAAGAAGAAGUCGAGGGAGAGGUAACGGAAGUGGUAAAAGAAGAAUUCGGUGAGGGCGAAGGCGAAAACGAAGGGGAGAAAGUGAAAUCUGAAUUACCUCAUUCAGAGUUGGAAAUCGUCUCCGAAAAGACGGAUAAUCUGGAGGGCGAAGGCAAAGGAGACGAAGCGAAAUCUCCGGAACCUCCUUGUUCAGUGCCGAAAUUGCCUCGUUCAGAGUUGGAAAUGGUGUGCGAAAUGAUGGACGAUCGGGAGGGCGAAGGCGAAGGCGAAGGAGAGGAAGUGAAAUCUCCUAAACCUCCUUGUUCAGAACUGAAAUUACCUCAUUCAGAGUUAGAAAUCGUCUGCGAAACGAUGGAUAAUCGUAAGGGGGAGGGUGAAGGAGAGGAGGUGAAAUCGGGUCGUUCAGAGUUGGAAAUGUUCUGCGAAAGGAUGGACCAUCGUCGUAUGCGGAAGUACAUGAUGACACAUAUCUCAGAUUUUCAAGGACUGCGUGAACAAGUAACCAAGGCAUUGACACUUUCGCCUAAUCCUGCAACCUUUGUAUUUAAAUGUAUUGGCAAGUUUUAUCUUCAAGCUGUUGCGAAGAAAGAUAAUGACUCACCUUUAUUCUGGGGAAGGAAAGCUAAAGUGUUGCUUUUGGAGUGCUUGUUAUUAAUGAAAGGAAUCGAUAAUAAGGUAGUUGAGAUUGAGGAAUGGGUGAAAGUAGAGGCGGAGCAAGCAGCUUUAUUGUGGUUGGAGAGGAUGAAUUCUGAAGGAAUAAAGCCUCAUGAACUUGAUGCCCGGGGUUUGCUGUUGCUUAUUGGAUUUUUCGGGAUUCCAGAUAAAUUUACUAAUGGAAAUAUCAGAAAUUUGCUUCAGGUAAGUAACGUUAAGUGGGUUUACAAUGCACUCGGAAGAUCAAAUGUUAUCAUGGCCAAGUUCCAAGAAAUAAUAGAGGAAAUGGUAGCAAAUAAGGCGGUAAUUAGAGCUGUUAAUACUGCCUCUGAUCUUGGAAUGCAGGAGAAGUUUAACCCUAAGACACUUUUGACAACAUUUGUUAGAGAGUCGAAAGAAUCAUUUGAAAAAAUGGAUGGAUUACAAAGUGCACAUCAAAAGAAUAUUAGAGCAAAAAGGAAGUACUUAUCUGAUCUUAAAUCGAUCAACAAAUGUUUGAGAAGUCAUGAGGUUGAUCCUUCAGAGGUCCUUCCUGGAUGGGAAAUCAACAAGAAGAUAAUAGGCUUGCAGAAAGAAAUUGCUGAAUUCGAUAAGCAGAUAGCUGAUCAGAAGGCAGCAGAGCAAAAUGCCGGAUUGCAUAAGAGAAAAAUUGAUGGAACUGUGUGGUUGAGCAACAAGGAAGUGAAACACACACAUUUUUUAAAUCCAUGGCUGCCACAAGGUGGUGGAAUUGCUGGCCACAAUUAUCGUUAUUUUAUGCCCCCUAUGGUAUUGCAUGGACCUGUUGCGGGUUCAAUGGGAGGUCAUGUUGGUCAAUUUUAUGGAUAUGCUCAUACGCCACCAACCUACUUGGAAGGGCCAAGCGUCAUGGCCGGUGGUACUUAUAGGCCUGCACCAUUCACGGAAAACUCCAAGGGCUCGCCGAACACCAUACCUGGUGAUGCUAAAAGGCCACCACCAUAGUUGGAAGGCUCUGAUGGAGUUGCCGACCACAACACAUUGUGAUGGUUAUAGGCCACCGCCAUAUUUGGAAGGCUCCAAGGGGUUGCCAAACACAAUACCUCUGCUAUAUCAGCUUGCUAAUACUAUUCCAGCAACUGAACCAAACCAAAGCAGUGUCUCACAGGCAGCUGAUGCUCAUCCUUUGUCCUCCUUGUACUGACAGAGACAUAUUUGAGUUGGCCAGCAAGUCAUCUCCUGGCAAUUCAUGUGUGAUGAUCUGAAUUCUGAAACAUAUUUUCAUAGAAGGGAACCACAUACUCAACAUCUUUUCCUUCUCCAAACUUACGGGAUGAUAGGAUGGAGCGUUGGAUAUCUAAAUAUAGCUCAUUCUCAUCCCUUUUUUCUUCUGACUUGAAACAGUAAAUUGUUAGACCUGCAUGGUGAUGUUCUGUUCAAGAUUGAAAAGGAAGGUUCCAAGGGGUGCUGCAUUUGGAGGACCCAUCUAGUUGAUCGAGGAAUAGACGAGUACAAAAAAGGGUUGGAGAAUCUUUUGUUUCAUAUUGCACAGUGAGUGGAAGUAAAAUUGGAAAUAGAAGUUGAGGUGAGGCAGCAGUUCUGUGAUAGCCAGCACUUUCAACGUUCUCGUUCACAACGGAGCUGCUGUGGAUUAAGAUUGUUGGUAAAUGUCCAAUUUGCUGUUAUUUCAGUUCAAGCACUUACACCCAACGUACAGCUAAGAGGACGUUCUGGCCGGGGGCGGCUCAAUACUUUUUGUGGCCUUUCAACAAGUGACCCUUAAAUGUUUUUCUUAAAAUUUAUUUUCCCAACUUCUUAAGAUACAAAGUUAUGAAUAAUUGUUUUAUAAUUGAUUUCAUUUAGUAAUUCUUUUUCAA